Messenger RNA from Striga asiatica, 1966 nucleotides. The record is from the annotation of a GenBank genome assembly. NCBI's taxonomy places the organism in Eukaryota, Viridiplantae, Streptophyta, Magnoliopsida, Lamiales, Orobanchaceae.
AAAGAAUGCAUGGUUAAAAAACAUAAAAAAAUCGAUUUUAUAGUCAAUUCUCCAUAGCUGGCCCGGCCCGAUUAAGCACAAGGAAAAUGGCUGCACUCAGGGCAACCCCAUUAUUGUUAGCGCCACUGCACAAGCUUCGCAUUAUCGCCUCUAUACACUCUGGCACGCUUUCUCCACUCCCAAUCCCACCAAAAUCCGGCAUCAAAUUCAUCUGCCUCCACUCAUCCAGUUGCUCAGCCGCUAAAACCACGCCAAUGGAAGCUACCGCCGCCGCCGUCGCCGCCUCUGAUGGCCAGCACAGGUCGGGCGAUUGGUUCUCGGUGCCAGAGCUCCGACUCAGAGACCACAGAUUCGUCGUGCCUCUUGAUUACUCCCUCGAUAUUUCUACUUCUCCGAACAUUACAGUCUUCGCUUGCGAAGUUGUCGCUGUUGGAAAGGAAGAAGUAGACCUCCCUUUUCUGCUUUACUUGCAGGGCGGACCAGGUUUUGAGUGCGCACGACCAACUGAAGCAAGCGGAUGGAUAAAAAAAGCAUGUGAAGAUUACCGUGUUGUUUUAAUGGACCAGCGUGGAACAGGUCUAUCGACACCUUUAACAUCAUCCUCAAUGUCUCAAUUCGAAUCUGCUAAGAAGUUGGCAGACUACUUGAAACACUUCCGAGCUGACAACAUAGUGAAUGAUGCGGAGUUCAUUCGCAAAAGGCUCGUACCUGGUUCCAGGCCUUGGACAGUGUUGGGGCAGAGUUAUGGUGGCUUUUGUGCAGUUACCUACCUCAGCUUUGCCCCACAAGGGCUGAAGCAAGUCCUUCUAACCGGUGGGAUCCCUCCAAUUGGAAGUGGAUGCACUGCAGAUGCCGUUUACAGAGCUUGCUUUGAGCAGGUCAUGAUCCAGAACGAGAAGUAUUACAAGAGGUUUCCUCAAGAUAUUGAAACUGUUCGUGAAGUGGUCAAAUAUUUAGCUGAUGCUGAGGGAGGAGGGGUUCCUCUUCCAUCGGGCAGCAUUUUAACACCACGAGGUCUACAGCUUCUGGGUUUGUCGGGUUUAGGAUCUAGCACUGGUUUUGAACGUUUACACUACAUGUUUGAGAGAGUAUGGGAUCCUAUAUUAGUUCCUAGAGCACCUAAGAAAAUUAGCUACACUUUCCUGAAUGCAUACGAAAGGUGGCUGGAUUUUGACACUAAUCCUCUGUAUGCUCUCAUGCAUGAGUCCAUAUACUGCCAGGGUGCUGCUUCAAGUUGGUCUGCUCACAGAAUAAGGUCGGAAUACGAGAAUAAGUUUGAUGCAGUAAAAGCAGUCAAUGAAGGAGCCCCUGUGCUAUUUACUGGAGAGAUGAUAUUCCCAUGGGUAUUUGACGAAAUUCACGCAUUGAGGCCUUUCAAAGAUGCUGCUCAUUUAUUGGCUGAGAAAAAGGAUUGGCCUCCUUUAUACGAUGCUGCAUCACUACGUAACAACAAGGUGCCAGUAGCUGCUGCUGUUUAUUACGAGGAUGUUUAUGUUAACUUUAACCUCGUUAAGGAAACUGCUGCUCAAAUAGAGGGAAUCCGGCUAUGGAUUACGAAUGAAUAUAUGCAUUCAGGUUUGAGAGACUCGGGCGCUCAGGUUUUGGACCAUUUGCUGGGUAUGUUGAAUGGGAGAAAGCCCCUAUUUUAGCAAAACUUGUACGAUUCAGGUGAACUUAACUUGAUAUUUGCUUGGAGAUUAUGUUGUUUAACAUUAUAUUUUCAGCAUUCUAAGAAAAUAUGAAAAGAUUAAAUAAAAGGAAGAGGAGAACAUAGCGUUUUCGACCAGUUUAACAAGCAACCGGGUCAAUAGCGAGUCAUUCUUUUCAACAUUUUUUUCUCUCUAUUUUGAGUAAUUUUUUCCUUUUUGUACUCCCGUAUCAUAUGGCAAGUAUUUGUAUUCAUGAUUAGAAGAAUAAGUGUAUACAUGAUAUUUAAAGUUCUAUAACAAAUUAUACAGUUCCACAA